GCCGGAUGAAUAUGACGGCACCUCUUUCACAAGAUGGCCGAAUGCAUGGAGGUUACCUCACUCCCUGGUGCUCCAGAUGGCAGUGCAGCAGCCAAGGCUGAGGCUGAGGACAUGACCUCCAAGGAUUAUUACUUCGACUCCUAUGCGCACUUUGGAAUUCAUGAGGAAAUGCUGAAGGAUGAGGUUCGCACUUUGACCUACAGAAACUCCAUGUACCACAACAAGCACCUCUUCAAGGAUAAGAUAGUCCUGGAUGUGGGAAGUGGGACUGGCAUCCUGUGUAUGUUUGCAGCAAAGGCUGGUGCUAAGAAGGUUAUUGGGAUUGAGUGCUCCAAUAUCUCGGAAUACGCUGAGAAGAUAAUCAAAGCAAACAACCUAAACCAUGUUAUCACUAUAAAAGGCAAGGUGGAGGAAGUAGACUUGCCUGUGGAGAAGGUGGACAUUAUCAUCAGUGAGUGGAUGGGCUACUGUCUUUAUGAGUCGAUGUUGAACACGGUUAUCUACGCACGGGACAAGUGGCUGCGACCAGAUGGCCAUUUCCCUGACCGGGCUGCUUUAUACGUCACAGCCAUUGAAGAUAGACAGUACAAGGAUUAUAAAAUCCACUGGUGGGAGAAUGUCUACGGUUUUGAUAUGUCCUGUAUCAAGGAUGUGGCCAUCAAGGAACCACUGGUGGAUGUGGUGGAUCCCAAGCAGCUGGUAACCAAUGCCUGUCUCAUCAAGGAGGUGGACAUUUACACAGUGAAAGUAGAUGACCUGUCCUUCACAUCACCUUUCUGCCUUCAAGUCACACGCAAUGACUACAUCCACGCACUAGUGGCGUAUUUCAACAUCGAGUUCACCCGUUGCCACAAGAGGACAGGAUUCUCGACAGCCCCUGAUGCCCCUUACACUCACUGGAAACAGACAGUUUUCUAUAUGGAUGACUAUUUGACAGUCAAACGAGGCGAGGAAAUCUUUGGAACUGUUGGUAUGAAACCCAACGCCAAGAACAAUCGAGAUCUUGACUUCACCGUUGACAUUGAAUUCAAAGGCCAGCUGUGUGACAUGUCCAGUUCCAUCGACUACAAGAUGCGUUAGAUCCACCUCUACCCACCCCUCCAGCCAUACGCACCGUCCACGUCGUACCAUUUGCAGGCUCGAUUGCAACUACUGUAGUAUCCGAUAUGUAGAUAAUCUUGUUUUCAAAGGAAACUGUUAUUUGGUUGUGUGACUGACCUGUCCUUCUCCACAUUGGUUGACAUCCAUCGGCAUAGCGACUGGGCUGUGGAGUGGUGGGAGAAAGAGAAGUCGUCUAGAAUAAUAGUUGCCACUUGAGUUACUAUGGAACCAUUCUUACGCUGCUUUACUGUUUUUGUUUGCUUUUCAAACAGAAACAUUUUAAUGCAAAUGUCUGAUUCUGGUCUAUCUUUGUGGGGGAGGGGGUUGGUUAAGAUUAGAUCUAGGUUAUCCCGUGAAUUGAGCUGUGAUUUUUUUUAAAGGAAUGGUACUUUAGUUUUCUGCGAAUUCUCUAAUUUGACAAAUCAUUCAUCCAUCAACAAAGCAGUUCUGGCACAUCUUUACAAGUGGAUCUUAAUUCUGCGUACUCUUUUAAUAACUUAUUUGGGACCUUGUUACUGUUUGGAGAACUUGUCUCUAGUGGAGUGCAUCUCAAUAUGCAGUAAUGUUAAGAAGGAUGUUACUGCAGUAACAAUCUUCAGAGAGAAGGUGGCAGAAUCUAAGUGUAAACUGUGAGAUCUCAAACCCUAUCUGGGCAAAUGCAGUUGGCUUGAGGAAGCUGUUCUUGGUGGUUGCUAGUCAUUUUCUGACUUGUUUCCAGAGGUGCACCUGCCAUUUCUGUUGUGCCUUUUUUUCUCUAUUUUUUUGUUAGUGGUAACAUCUUGUGUCAAAAUUUGACUUGCUACAAGGCACUCAAUCAUUAACAGGGUCAUCAUGUCCUGAGAUUGAGCAGCUGCUGAUUUCCUGGUCCCUCUGAUUAGUUGUCUCCAUCCCCUUUUUAAAAGUAUCUCAGUAUAACUAAAUUUAUUUUUAAGGUCUUGAAAUCAAAUGAUUUUUCUAGUGACUUGCCCAUCCAGUAAAUCGUCAACAUUUUGAAAUUCUUCCACAUGCGUUUUGUUACAGAAGCUUUAAGUUUGGUGUUUCUCAAGGAAUUGCUUCGUAACCUUUUAGCAGUAAUUUAGUGACUCAAGUCUGUUGAUCUACUCAUUUAUCCUGUGCACGAGGCUCUUGCUCAUAGAGCCUCCAGGUCUGAAUGUCUAUGAUGAAGGCUUGUGACAGUGUGCUUGUCUUUCACAUUGCAAGAGUUAUGUUACUGUGAAAUUUGGCACAGCCAAGCCAGAGGUUUCAUAAUCAUAACUACCUUUAGCAAAUCAGACACUUGGUUAAUUGGGGUUUGUUGCAUAGUUAAUUGGGUCAUCUGUUCUGAAACUCGGGAAGAGGAAAGAAAAUUUUGAAGUUGCUUUGAACAGGGAGGUUCUGUUUAAACAUUUCCUGGUAGUGGAUCCUUGGUGCCUCAUAAAAUUUCCACUAUGCAGAGAAUUGUUUAGAAACCAGAAGAGAAAUAGUUAUGCUUCCCUCCUUUCUCCCAACACCCUGAGAAAAUCACCUCUCUUUUCCUCCCAACAAAGUGUACUUGUGUUUGGCAGGUAAUGGUUGUAGCAGGUGGGGAGCUUAAUUUUUAAAAAACAUUGCAAGUGACGACUCCAGCAUACACUAGGGGUUGUAACCUGUGAAAUUAAAAAUGAAUCAUCGUUUCUUUAAAACUUGAACAGUUAUCAUUUCAGCAUAAUCCAGUCUCAGUUAAUGCAGCAUUUGGGUGAAGAAAUGGGGUUUUGUUAUUUUGGCACAUGAGACAAGUUUUUGGCUUAAAACACUAAUGUUUUUUUCCCCCUUCUUUCCAACUGGCCUGUACUGUUUCAAGAGCCAGCCUUAAAGGUGGAUGUCAUUUAUGAUGGGUGAUUUCAUCACCCAACCCUCCAUUGAAUGCAUGCACACUAAAAACAUGUUUUACCUUUCCAGCAGGUGCUUCCUGAAUGUGACCAAUGUUGACAAGCUCCCCUGCGUGUGGUGACAGUGUCCACUUUUGCUUGUCUGCACUCCAAGCCAGAGCCCUGGCUGACUUAUAACUUUCUACCUGUUACAACUUCAAGUGGCUUGAGCUAAAUUUAACCCCACUCCUUCCUUGCCCCCCCCCCCCCCCCACAAUGUGCUGCUUAUCUUCAUUGAGUUUUGCAUAGACGUGUGGCUCUAUACUAUAUCAGUGUUGUGCAACUACCGAGUUAAACCAGUGCCAGUUCCAAAAUAAUCCUGUCACUUUAUAUUGGGCAAGACUGUUCUAGGGCACCAUAUCACUGGUGCAGAUGCUUGUGACCAAUUGUGCUGGGGAGGGUGGGAGUGGGGUGGGGUGGGGGGGGGGGGGAGGUGUAUGGGUGGAGGGUGGGGGUUGGGGGAGGAAGAGGGGGUUGAUGGUGUUAGUUGAAGCUGGUUGACUACAUUUUUCAGUGCAAGCCUGGCCUAUUAAGCUUGCUCAACAGGUCUGAAAAUGAAAUUAGAAACUCUUUGGAAUCUUGAGUGCUGCCUUGCUACAGGUUUUCUUGAUGUGUGGAUAUAGUGUUUUGGAUAUGGACAACAUGAUAUCCAAAGACUGCGACCAAGCUUUGAAUUGACUGCCAGGAAUGCUGCUUAGACACUGCCAACCAAGGCAUCAUUCAAUGAGUUGAUCUGCAGUGGGAAGCUGGCAGCAUUUACUUACUGGGGUGCAAUCGUGCAUGUCCAGUGUUAACUGAGCCAAGACCAGGGUUGUUUAGUGGGCUGCUGUGAUGGCUCUGUGAAUUGCCUAUAAUUCCUUCUGAAACCAGGAUCAGGCAAAUUUUCAUCAGGACAAAUUGGAAGCAGGGCUGUAGUAUCAGAUGACGUUUGAAUUGGGCCUGGGAACCUGAGGAAUGGGUUGUGCACUGCAGCCACAAUAUGCUUGGGAUUCCUUUUUCACAGGGAGAAGGAACUUCAUUCCCCACUCCGAGCUUUAAAGGGGCAGUUGCAUUUUGAAAGCUUUGUUGCAGUCAUGACUUGUACUCAAAAUCUUUUUAAGUAUUAGUGCAUUGGGACUGUCAUGUUGGUCUUUUAAACCCCCAAAAUACCAACUGGCAAACAUUGUGGCUGUGUAGUAAAUUAUGUUUGUUUUUUUUAUAUAUGGUGACAUUCAUUGAGAAUAAAAAUUUGACUUUA
Messenger RNA from Pristis pectinata (smalltooth sawfish), 4224 nucleotides. It is a transcript of the gene prmt1, whose product is annotated as protein arginine methyltransferase 1. Gene Ontology annotation, molecular function: protein-arginine N-methyltransferase activity. The record is from RefSeq and is a predicted model, not a curated record. Gene Ontology annotation, cellular component: nucleus. NCBI's taxonomy places the organism in Eukaryota, Metazoa, Chordata, Chondrichthyes, Rhinopristiformes, Pristidae. Gene Ontology annotation, biological process: peptidyl-arginine methylation.